AUGAAGAUGGCCACAAUACAAGCCAUCGAGGCCCGCUCUGUACACCAAAUCCAAUCGGGCCAAGUCAUCGUUGACUUAUGCUCCGUCGCCAAAGAGCUUGUGGAAAACAGUCUGGAUGCCGGCGCAACGACGAUCGAGGUCCGAUUUAAGAAUAAUGGACUGGACCUAAUUGAGGUCCAAGAUAACGGCAGCGGAAUCUCGCCGGAGAACUAUGAGAACGUCGCUUUGAAACAUUAUACCUCCAAAUUGUCGUCAUACGAUGACCUCUCGAGCCUGCACACCUUCGGUUUCCGGGGCGAGGCGAUAUCAUCCCUCUGCGCGUUGGCCGAAUUCCACAUCGUCACAGCACAGGAAAAGCAAGUUCCCCGCGCGAAUCGACUCGAGUUCGAACAAUCCGGGAAACUCCGAAAGACACAGAUCGUGGCUGGGCAGAAAGGAACGACGGCAUCGGUAGAAGGCAUCUUCAAGCGGCUUCCAGUGCGUCGACGGGAAUUGGAGAAGAACAUCAAGCGGGAAUAUGGGAAAGUUCUGAAUCUGCUACAUGCCUAUGCAUGUAUCAGCACUGGAGUCCGGUUCAGUGUCAGGAACACUGUUGGCAAGACACGGAACGUGGUGGUCUUUUCUACCAAUGGAAAUAAGACUACCAAGGAGAAUAUUGCCAAUGUGUAUGGCGCGAAGACUUUAUCCGCCCUGAUAUCCCUUGAUCUAGACUUGGAGUUUGAGCCUGCCGCAGCUACGAAACGGGUUGGCGAUGACCAACUGAGUAAAAUCCAGGUGCGAGGCCAUAUCUCGCGUCCUGUAUUCGGCGAGGGCCGUCAGACUCCAGAUCGUCAGAUGUUCUUUGUCAACUCGCGGCCAUGUGGCCUGCCGCAGAUUCAGAAGGCGUUCAACGAGGUUUACAAGUCGUUCAAUGUCUCACAGUCAGCGUUUAUCUUUGCGGACUUUCAGAUGGAUACAAACGCUUACGAUGUCAACGUUUCGCCUGAUAAGCGCCAAAUUCUGCUUCAUGAUGCGGGGGCUAUGAUUGAAUCGCUCAAGGUUUCUCUUACACAACUCUUUGGGGAUGCAGACCAAACUGUGCCGCAGUCAUCGGUCAAAUCCAAGCCUUUGCCAAAACAGCAACCACUAUCAUCGCUUCCAGGAUUCGUCACUGCCCGUGAGCUGAGCGAAAGCAGUGGACUUAGAAGUCCCAGUCAAGAUCGGACGAAAGAAAGCUCAGUGGAGACUCCAGGGGCAAGUCAACAGAGCGCGAUCCAGCGUUUCACGAGCUCACAAGCAGGCAUUGGAAGUGCGCAAGCCACGCCGUCUCCCGCUCGAUCAAUGAGAACACCCCGUGCUGCAACCAAUCGCUCUUCCAUGUCGACGCCAGCCCCAAGUGAACUAGAAACGCCUGCUGCGGAUAUCUCUGACGAUGAACUUUUCGUCCAAGAAGCCCAGGAGGAGGAACCUGAGCCAACCCCUCUCUCCCAAGAACCAUCAUCCCAGCCAUCAGCUCCCGACGAGACUCCAUCUCGCGCACGUGGAGACCCAGAAGAAAUCCCCAACAUUGUCCAGAAUGCCUUCGAUAGAAUGCGUCCACGACGAGAACCCGCCGAACUGGCUACCAUUACUAUUGGUAGCCGAACUGUGACGUCCAUGGUAGGUAGUGGUCCUCCACGAAAACGAUUCUCAGAAGAUCCACCUUUAAUUAAAGAGCCGCCUCGGCGGAAGAGACGGAUACACACACCAUCACGGCCUAAUAUCUUUGGUGAACAUAUGAAAGCGUUUGCUGCACCUGGGUCACAGCUGGAUAAUGAAGAAGACGAAGAGGCCUCUGCUAGUGAAGAUGACCAGAUUGAAGAAGAUGGAAAUACCCUUCUAAGUGAAAUCGAGGACACACAAGGCGAUGAGCAAGAGCCCGCAGACGAGGGCUUUUCUCCAGCCGAGGAUGCCGACUAUGUUCCCGACCAAGGUGUAGUUCAAUCGGAAAGUGAAAUCACCGAGGCAAAAGACACAGACACUGCCGCAGAUGAGAAUCUCGACGAAGCUCAGAAGAGGGCGCAGGAAGAAGCUACAGUUCAACGGCUCAUUCAUGAAGCCGAAGAGACUGCCGUGCUUCCCCAAGAAAACAGCGCGAACCGUGCAAAGAAGAUGAGCAAGGGUGCUGGGCAUCGCGACGCGACUAUACAGCUUGUCGGCACGGUAGACGGGUCUAUUUCACGUCUCCAAUCUCAACUCAUCACAUUGCAAAAGACCAUGCAAGCGGGCACCAAUAAAACGAAAGAGGAAGCCACUGAUCUUGGCGAAAAAACCGCCGAGGACAAACUUUCCUUGACGGUAAGCAAGAACGAUUUCGCCCAAAUGCGCAUCAUCGGCCAGUUCAACUUGGGCUUCAUCAUCGCAGUCCGACCAGGAGAAGACCACGAUGAGCUCUUUAUUAUCGACCAACAUGCCUCUGAUGAGAAAUUCAACUUCGAGCGCCUGCAGGCCGAAACCGUAGUGCAAAACCAGCGACUCGUCCGUCCGCAACGCCUAGAUCUCACUGCCGUUGAAGAAGAGGUUGUCCUUGAGAAUCGCGCUGCUCUUGAGAAAAACGGUUUCCUUGUGACUAUCGAUGAAAGCGGCGAUGAGCCUAUCGGUCGUCGAUGCCAACUGGUCUCGUUACCGCUAAGCAAGGAAGUGGUAUUCGGCGUACGAGAUCUAGAGGAACUGAUCGUGUUGCUGUCAGAGUCAAUUUCAACAUCGGAUGGACUGUCAGUACCACGACCAAGCAAAGUGCGUAAAAUGUUUGCUAUGCGCGCUUGUCGCUCAAGUAUCAUGAUUGGUAAAACCUUGACGAGUCGCCAGAUGGAACGAGUUGUUCAGAAUAUGGGUACUAUCGAUAAACCGUGGAAUUGCCCCCAUGGUCGACCGACCAUGCGGCACUUGAUGAGUCUGGGCCAGUGGGAUGAAUGGAAUGAAUUUCAGGAAACCGAAGGACUCGACCCUUGGAAACAAUACUUGGAAGGAGCAGAAGCAGAAGACGAAGAAGAUGAAGAAUAG
Molecule: messenger RNA, 3021 nt
Organism: Penicillium samsonianum
Lineage: Eukaryota; Fungi; Ascomycota; Eurotiomycetes; Eurotiales; Aspergillaceae
Product: ATP-binding mismatch repair protein PMS1
Exons: 4
Coding region: 1-3021 (1006 amino acids)
Biological process (GO): mismatch repair
Cellular component (GO): MutLalpha complex
Molecular function (GO): mismatched DNA binding; ATP hydrolysis activity; ATP binding
Source: RefSeq, a predicted model, not a curated record